GUUGCAGCUGUUCCGUGAUACUCCCCUGCUCGCUAUACCGAAUUUUACUUGAUCAAUGGGGUCCGAGAUUCCUGUCGUUGAAAGCGCCAAUGUUUGGGGAUUGAUUGGUCUCAAAAAAGGUGAAAAACGAAAAUCACACAAGGCACUUAGCAAUUUGCGCCGCGGUUCGAAGCCCAUAGAAAGCCUUGAUGAAAUCCGUGAUGGAAAGGUGUCCCGUAGAGUUGCCUUCAGAGCGGUAAAACGGCAACUCACUUUGUGGAAAGGUCCAGUUCACAAAAACAGGCUGGCCGAUCAGUUGAUCUUCCCUCUGAAUGAUACCACGAUUAAAGUGGUGGGGUCAGCAGAGGCUCGGAAAUUGCUCGAUGAUAUUCAAUUUGUGAAGGACAAAAAGCAGCCGGACACUUUUCAGCACAAAUUAUACAAAAACCUCUAUUUAGACACUCACACAAAUUUUAACUGUGACUCAACCGCACAAUGCGAAAGAAAAAUUCGCUCAAAUUUACUGGAAACUAUAUCUGCUCGUCGAAAAGAGCGUUUCCUGCAUGCAAUGGUUGCAGCGAAGAACAAACGAAGAAACAAAAUUAAGAGCAAGAGUUUUCAUAAGCAUCAAAACCGGAGACUGUUGAAACAAUACGAGAAAGAAAUGGAGCAGUUGCGGCAUGAUGACCCACGUGCCUUUGCGGACCAUCUUCUUAAAGCUAAUUUGGAUCGCGCUAAGGAGAGGGCUAGUUUGCGUCAUCGCGGUGGUAGCAAGUUUGCUAAAAUGCAGAAACUGCGCGCUAAAUAUGACACUGAUGCACGAGUUGCUGUCACUGAGAUGUAUGAGAAGUCGGCAGAGCUAACGAAACGCAUUCACUCUGACGAUUCUUCGGAAAGCGAAUAUUCUGAUGUCGACGUCUCCUCGGAAUCCGACUCGGAUUCAAUGGAAACCGCUUCAUUCAACCAAACAUCCGGAGAUAGUGGUGAUGAGAACCGUUCGGAUUCCCUUUUUUGGUGGCGCAAGCCCCCCAAAAGUACGGAACCUUUAAAAACACGGUCGAAAAAACCAUUGGUGGGGACCAUUUUGUCGACGCUUGCUGCUGAUACCAUCUUGGAUCAAUUCAGCGAGGUCAGAGACCACAGAGCAGGCCAAUCUUUGCAAUCAGAGUCAGAGACAGGCACACUAGACCCCAAUUCAGAUGCGUUCUUCAAAACAUUAGCAGAGACAUGCUCAUCGGACCCCAGUUUACCUGGUCAGUUUGCAAAGGAAAAGGAGCAAAUCGUAGACGAAGAAACUCCGAAAGAUAUCGACGUCUUUGUACCUGGUUGGAACUCUUGGACCGGACCGGGACUUGAUGCAAAAGAUGAGCAACGGCGGAAAGAAAAAUUGGUCACUGCUCCUAAAAUUAAACGCGAAGAUAGCGAAAAACCGCAUUUACUAAUUAGGAGACGACUAAACGGUGAAUUCAAGCAACAUCUGGUCAAGACAAUACCGUUUCCUUACAAUACCCCGGAACAAUUUGAAGCUUUCAUCUCUCAGCCGAUAUCCCGUGAAUGGCUCACUGAAACUGCGCAUCGGGAACGCAAUCGCCCUAAAAUCACCGUUCAAAGCGGACGAAUUAUUCGACCGUUAUCAAGAACUGCGGCGCUUUUGCGUGAUAAAGACGUAGAACGCCUGGUGAAACAGGGGAAAGAAUGUUAACCAAUCACGUACUCCAUCGCGAAAAGUAUCUCUUUGUACAUUGUUUCCAACUAGCACAAUAAAAUCAUCAGCCUUUUCGAA
Molecule: messenger RNA, 1762 nt
Organism: Dicrocoelium dendriticum
Lineage: Eukaryota; Metazoa; Platyhelminthes; Trematoda; Plagiorchiida; Dicrocoeliidae
Source: the annotation of a GenBank genome assembly